Trichoderma asperellum CBS 433.97 is the source of this 1994-nucleotide messenger RNA. RefSeq lists its product as uncharacterized. The record is from RefSeq and is a predicted model, not a curated record. Gene Ontology annotation, molecular function: anthranilate synthase activity. NCBI's taxonomy places the organism in Eukaryota, Fungi, Ascomycota, Sordariomycetes, Hypocreales, Hypocreaceae. Gene Ontology annotation, biological process: L-tryptophan biosynthetic process.
ACAACUCCAAAGAUUCUCGGCUCUUACAUGUUGCCAUUGGGUAUCGCAGACUCAUCUGCCACAUAUGCGGAUUCUGGACACAGACGCUUUGAGAUUCUCAGUCUGAGGUGCAGCGCUUUCUUCCCAUACACACCCUUCUUUUAUACCUCGCUUCUCUUCUUCACAUCCUAGCGAUGGCACAUGUGAGAAGCAUCGUUCCGUCACUUGACGCCGUCAGGGACAUCCUGAACAAGCCCGCCAAGGACGGCGUAAAGAAGCCGACCCUCGUGCCGGUCUAUCGCCAAAUCUCCUCCGACCUUAUCACUCCCUCCGCCGCCUACCUCAAAGUCUCGGCGCAUGCCAAGUCCACAUCCUCUGCCUCCUCCACAUACUCAUUUCUGUUCGAAUCAGCAGCCACCGAACAGGUCGGUCGAUACAGCUUCAUCGGCGCCGGCCCGCGCAAGAUCCUGACCACCGGCCCCGGCUAUGGCGAGGAGAAGGACCCGUUGCCUGCGCUUGAGGCGGAAUUGGCGAGCCAUGUCGUUGCGCAUGUGCCAGGAUUGAGACUGCCUCCCAUGGCAGGAGGAGCGAUCGGCUACGUUGGCUACGACUGCGUGCGAUACUUCGAGCCCAAGACGGCGCGGCCGAUGAAGGACGUGUUGAAGAUUCCCGAGUCUUUAUUCAUGUUGUACGAUACGAUUGUGGCUUUUGAUAGGUUUUACGGCAUCAUCAAAGUCAUCAGCUACGUCAAGGUCCCCACGGAUGGACAGACAACCCUGGAAGCGGCAUAUGACGAGGCGAAGAAGACGAUUGACGAGCUGGUGAAUGUUCUCAACAGCCCCGAGAUUCCCCUGCCAGAGCAAGGUCCCAUCGAGCUGGGCCAGGAGUACAAGUCCAACAUCGGCCGCGAAGGCUACGAGGCCCACGUCACCAAGUUAAAAGAGCACAUCGUCAUUGGCGACAUCAUUCAAGCCGUGCCCUCGCAGCGUUUCGCCCGUCCUACCAACCUACACCCGUUCAACAUCUACCGCCACCUGCGAACCGUCAACCCAUCGCCGUACCUGUUUUACAUUGACUGCCAGGAUUUCCAGAUCGUCGGCGCAUCACCCGAGCUGUUGGUCAAAUCAGAAGCCGGCCGAAUCAUUACCCACCCCAUUGCCGGAACUGUCAAGAGAGGCCCGACGCCAGAGGAGGACGAGCGCUUGGCCAACGAGCUGCGCUCUUCGCUCAAGGACCGAGCCGAGCACGUCAUGCUGGUCGAUCUCGCGCGCAACGACGUCAACCGCGUAGGCGACCCAUUCACCGUCCGUGUCGACCGCCUCAUGGUGGUGGAAAAGUUCAGCCACGUGCAGCACCUCGUCUCCCAAGUCUCUGGUGUCUUGCGCCCAGACCAGACACGAUUCGACGCCUUCCGGUCAAUCUUCCCCGCCGGUACGGUGUCCGGGGCGCCAAAGGUCCGCGCGAUGGAGCUCAUCGCCGAGCUGGAGCAGGAGAAGCGUGGCGUCUAUGCCGGUGCGGUUGGAUACUUUGGCUACGGAGGAGUGGACGAGAGCGGCGAAGAUGUUGAGGGCGCGAUGGACACUUGUAUCGCUCUGCGAACCAUGAUGGUGAAGGAGGGCGUGGCGUAUCUCCAAGCCGGUGGCGGCAUUGUAUUUGACUCUGAUGAGUAUGAGGAGUGGCAAGAAACCAUUAACAAGCUGGGUGCCAACAUGCAGUGCAUCACUUCAGCUGAGGAAAUUUACUAUGACCAGCAGCAAUCCGAAAAAACGGCAUAGACGAGAAUAAAUCUAAAAAAGGAAAAGAGAGGAAAAAAAAGAAAAGCUUGGGAAGGCGAAAAGAAAAAGAGAAGAUUGAACAUAUAUCUGUUUCGGACACCUUAGGAGCAUUAUGGAAUAGGUAUAGUCUAGCUGGUGUAAUGUGGACUUAACAACGUCCACUUUCUACAUCUAUCAAAUAAAAGACUACUUAUCACACGAGAUUCCUAUUUUAAUAGAACCAGAAAGGUAUUUUUUUCG